Staurois parvus is the source of this 1002-nucleotide messenger RNA. NCBI's taxonomy places the organism in Eukaryota, Metazoa, Chordata, Amphibia, Anura, Ranidae. The record is from the annotation of a GenBank genome assembly.
CACAGCCCCCCCCCCCCAACUCUCCAUAAUUACUUCAGUACUGCAUUCACACAUUGGAUUGUGACCAGGCUUGCCCCAUCAAUCUAUACUGUUGUGUUCCUGGUGGCUUUUCCUCUCAAUAUCAUGGCGAUCGUCAUGUUCCUGGUGAAGAUGAAGGUCAGGAAGCCGGCAGUGGUCUACAUGCUGAACCUCGCCACUGCAGAUGUCCUCUUUGUUAGCAUCCUACCUUUUUAUAUUGCCUACCGAUUCUUGGGAUCUAACUGGCUCAUUGGAGAAGGAAUGUGUCGCUUUGUCACCGUAGCAUUUUACUGUAACAUGUACUGCUCCAUGCUGCUCAUGACAAGUAUCAGCGUGGACCGUUUCCUGGCCGUAGUCUACCCGGUGCGGUCUCUCUCCUGGCGCACAGUGACCCGAGCCUGGUGGGUGUGUGGUGUCAUCUGGGUCAUCUCAUUGGUCAGUACUGUGCCUCUUCUCAUAACAGAUCAAGCCUGGAAAUUUUCUAACCUAAAUAUCACAUUAUGUCAUGAUAUUCAGUACUUUGGUAAAGAUCUUAAGUUCUAUUUUUACUAUUUCAUCUCUCUUAUCUCACUUUUCUUUUUCUUACCAUUAUUCAUUACAACUUUCUGUUACAUUGGAAUCAUCCGCAGUCUCAGUAGAUCAAUAUUUGAUCGCACACAUAAGAGAUCACGAGCUAUCUGCCUCUCCGUGGUUGUGCUGAGUGUGUUUGUCCUUUGUUUUGGCCCAACUAAUGUCAUCUAUUUAAUUAACUAUGUGAAGGUGUUUGAGAAUUAUGAUCGCUCUCUGUAUAUUCCCUACAUCCUCUGUGUCAGUAUCAGCAGCAUCAACUGUUGUCUGGAUCCUCUUAUCUAUUAUUUUACAUUCUCCGAGUGUAAGAGAUACGUCUACAAUUUGCUGUGUUGGAGGAAAGGUUAUCACCCUCCAGUACAAAGUCUUCCCUUAAACACAAGGAGCAGCAACCAGAGAGGACCAGAGGAGACCUAA